AUGGGACCCGGGAGGCUGACGUGCGUGCUGGUCUUGGCGCUUGUCCUGGCUCUGGGGUCCCGGCCGCAGGAACAGCUACCCAGGGAGUCCCAGAACCUCAACUGGAACAGGUUUUCAGGGUUCUGGUACAUUCUGGCUAUCGCCUCUGAUGGCCACGGAUUCUUGCCGGGCAGAGACAGGAGGAAGCUGGGGGCAUCCGUGGUAAAGGUACACACCACAGGCCAGCUGAAGGUGGUCCUGGCCUUCAGCCGGUCACAGGGGUGCCGGUCACACACGUUAAUUCUGCGGAAAGAUAGGAAAAGGGCGACGUUCAGGAAUACUUGUGCGUACGGUGGCCCGGGGCCCAGAGAGAAAGACCUGGGAGUCGGCGGGGUGGAGGACUUCCGCGUGCUGUCCACCGACUACAGCUACGGCGUGGUCUACGUGCGCCUGGGCCGGGCCGGCCGGACCUCCAGGACCCUGCUGCUCUUCAGCAGACAGAACAUGUCCAGCUUCCCGAGCAUGAGAAAAUUCGUAGACAUAUGUGAGAUUUUGGAGGUCGCCCACGGUGUGACUGUCCUCCCGAAAGAUGGUAACAGACGCCACGGGUCCUUCUGUCUGGGUCAACCGCACGCCCGGCCCCUAUCCAUCCCGCCUGAACAGGUGGCACCGGGCCUGCCGUCUGGUCGCGUGCUGGAGGACCCGGGAUGCCUGGCCUGGCCGCCUGUAGUGCCCCAGGCCAGCACAGGGGGACACUGGGAGGGCCAAAGAACACUGUGGGCCGACGGGCUCCCGCAGACCCGCGCCCACUCAGGCCUCCUCUCCCUCUCGCAGACGCCUGUGCACACCAUCCUGCCCUGA
Messenger RNA from Lontra canadensis (Northern American river otter), 840 nucleotides. RefSeq names its product lipocalin 10 (gene LCN10). Lineage: Eukaryota; Metazoa; Chordata; Mammalia; Carnivora; Mustelidae. Bases 1 to 840 code for a protein of 279 amino acids. Gene Ontology annotation, molecular function: small molecule binding. The record is from RefSeq and is a predicted model, not a curated record. The transcript is spliced from 6 exons.